AUGUCUAUCGUUCCGUACAACCCGAACAAUGACAUUUUGUAUCACAACCCCAAUGACGGCAUUCUCAUCCUACAUGACACCGAGGAGAAUUCCAUUCAAUUGCUCUCCACUGAAGAGGAAGAUGGCCCCCAAUUCAGAACAAGAUCAGGAUCCAACGAAUUUGACCCUAAACGAUUUCCAUCCUUCGGCGAAAAGGCAGAUUCCAUAAGAUGCCCCAGCUGUGGUUUCACGUGGGAUCAAUUUGAGACCAGAAAUUCAAGACGAAAGAGUUCAGUAGGAGCGCAAGCAAUUCCUAGCGCAACCAAAAUAAAGGACUUUAUAUCGUCAUACACGAAGCCAUACAUGCGCACUGACUACUUCAAAUUGUUGUCGCAAAUUCCGUACUCUAAGGAGGGGGAGGGAAAGAGGACCAGCACUAAAGGAAUCCCCUCGGGAAUAUUCAACCAGGGUUACUUUCAGAAAUUCUUCAGGAAGGUUGGCCGAAAUCCAUUAGGGUCUGGAGCCCGAGCUCAAGUGUAUAAAGUGGAACAUGUAUUCAAUGAUAUUGUAUUGGGGACAUUUGCUGUGAAGAGGAUAAGCGUCGGCGAUAAACUUCAACAGCUAGAACAGGUUUUGAACGAGGUACUAAUAUUGUACGAGCUAUCUGCAAAGAGUGAUGGGGAAAACAACUUGAUUCGCUACAAUCAUGUCUGGUUGGAGUUGGGGGACUUGGAAGACCUGAGCUCGUACUUUCUACUGGCUGAUCCUCUGGACCCUAAGGGCUCUCAAAAAGUUCCAUACAUGUUUAUUUUACAGCAAUACUGCGAUGGCGGACAUCUCGAAGGUAUUAUUGAGGAGAACUUCCCAUUGGAGGAGAGUAUGAGCUAUGCAGAUAAAGUCAAGUUGGAGAAGAAGCGACGAAAAUUGCAAAAAUUGGGAAAGGAGCAAGAGGAGGAACAUGCAUGGCUAUCCAACUUUGAAAUUUGGAAGUUUUUUCAUGAUAUCGCCAAUGGAGUAAAUUAUUUGCACAAGAAUGGUAUUCUACACCGAGACUUGAAGCCAUCAAACUGUUUAGCAGAACUGAGAUACCAUCCAACCGAGCUACCGCAAAUUUUUGAAACCAUUGAACUGUUUGAAGAAAAGGUGUUUGAGUUGCCGAGAAUUCUAGUAUCCGAUUUCGGCGAAGGAAAAUUCACAGACAAACACAAGAACACAGGAUUAAGAAAUGUAAGUAAUAGGGAAGGCAAUACAGGUACCUUGGAAUUCACUGCACCUGAGUUGUGGGUUUGUUCGAAUGAUAGCCGAUUUAUAAACGAGUUUUCUUACGAGAGUGAUGUAUAUUCAUUAGGGUUGAUACUUUGUUACUUAUGCCUCGGAACUUUGCCAUUUGCAGAUUUAAUAAAAGGUGAAGUAGACCCUGAUGUGUCAAGAAGAAAGAUCCAGUCUUGGUAUACGUCUCUCUCAUAUGAGACUUUUGGUGCAUGGUUUGAGGACACCUUGAAUAGGAGAAAAAGGGCCAUGGAUAACUGCAUGUCGGACUUCAAGCUAUUGAUUUAUGACAUGAUCAAGGGUGAUACACAAGAUAACACUGGCGACAUUAUAAGAAUGAGUACAAAAGACGUGCUUGUAUUUUUAAAUGAUAUCAAAUGGAAAAGGUUCAUCGAAGCAACUUCAGAAGAAAAAGUUAAAAGACCGGGAUCAAAAUUGUCAAACACUGAAGAGCUUGCUUUAUAUCAACCUGGCCAUCCGAGAAACCAAUCGAUUAGAGAGUCUUCCGAUGCCGAGGAGGAGGAGGAGGAGGAUUUGGAGUACGAAAAGGAGAAUGAGACAGAUCAUUUGAAUUUAACGGAGGAAGAAUUUGAGCCUCAGCCUAUGCCACUAUUAGACUACAAGCUCAAGCUGGCCAGAAAUACAUCCACACUACCUCGUAGUGCGACAUUGCCGCUUUACAGCGUCGAGCUUUUGUUGUUAGAGUACUUGUCAUUGUACUCCCCACACUUUUCCCAGACUGUUUUGAAAGUUGCAAUAUAUGUCACAAUCACGUUGGACCUCAUUUUGGAAAAAUACACCACCAUCAGAUCUAGCUUACUUGCUUUGACAUUUAUUUCACUAUGUGUAGUUUUAGUAUAUACCAUAGGCGGGGGACACACAUGA
Lodderomyces theae is the source of this 2133-nucleotide messenger RNA. Its product is annotated as protein kinase. The coding region runs from base 1 to 2133 and encodes 710 amino acids. Gene Ontology annotation, molecular function: ATP binding; protein kinase activity. Lineage: Eukaryota; Fungi; Ascomycota; Pichiomycetes; Serinales; Debaryomycetaceae. The record is from RefSeq and is a predicted model, not a curated record. The transcript has a single exon. Gene Ontology annotation, biological process: protein phosphorylation.